AACAAAACGCACGUGAACACCGCACGCUCACAUCGCGGCUUUAACAUCGAACACUUUACAUCCAGUGACUGAGAGUGAGAGGACCCAAGACUCCUCUCUUUACCCGUCAAAAUAGCUUCACAAGUGGAAAUGCCGUCGAGCUUGUUCGGAGACCUCGGUGGAGGCGGUCUGAUGGAAGACCAGAGAGCUUACCAACUAGCUCUGGAACUGAGCUUAUUAAGUCUAGGCGAGAGUCUGCCAUCGGCAAACCCUUUGGCCAGUCCUCUGGGCUUCGCGCCUCCCCCGGAUGACAGGGCUAAGAAAUCUCAAAAUAUGACUGAGUGUGUCCCGGUGCCGUCUUCCGAGCAUGUAGCGGAAAUCGUCGGGAGACAAGGAUGCAAGAUCAAAGCUCUUCGGGCGAAGACAAACACAUACAUAAAGACACCGGUACGCGGCGAAGAACCAGUUUUCGUAGUGACUGGCCGCAAAGAAGACGUCGCGCGGGCCAAGCGGGAGAUCCUGUCUGCCGCCGAACACUUCUCGCAGAUCCGAGCGUCGCGCAAGUGCGGCGCCGCGCCCCCGCCGCCCGCUGGCGCGCCCGGCCACGUCACCGCCCAGGUCCGCGUGCCCUACCGCGUGGUCGGCCUCGUCGUCGGACCCAAAGGCGCCACCAUCAAGCGCAUCCAGCACACAACGCACACAUACAUCGUGACACCGUCGCGCGAACGCGAACCAGUGUUCGAAGUGACCGGAUUGCCCGAAAGCGUCGAAGCCGCGAGGAAAGAGAUCGAAGCACACAUUGCACUCCGCACGGGCGCAGCCGGCGGAGCUAGCGCGACUCCCGCCGAUGGCGAGCCGCUCGCACAACUAUACCGCGCGGGCAUAGCGUCGCUGUUGCGACCAGAACAGGAAGCCGCAUUCUCUUCAGCCGGCUCGUGCUCAUCGGGAGGAUCGUCUGCGCGACUGGGAGAUUUGCUCGGGAUCUGGUCGUCGACGGAGCGCGACGAGGGACUCGGCGAAUCGCCAUCUUUCGAGUCGCCCGGCGGCGGCGCUGCCGGAGUGUGGGCAUGGGGCCCGACGCGUCCAUCGCCAGCGGCGUCCCCGGCGCGCGCCUGCAACGUGUGCGGGGAGCGCGGGGUGGCGGCGGCGCUGGUGCCGUGCGGUCACAACCUGUUCUGCAUGGAGUGCGCGCAGCGGCUGGCGGCGGGCGGGGCGCCGUGCCCGGCGUGCUCGGCGCCCGCCAUGCAGGCCAUCCGCAUCAUCUCGUAAGCGGCGCUCGCGCCCCGUGCGCGGCACCAGUGCGCGCGGCCAGCGCUGCCGCACGCGCUCGUCCGCUCGCACGCUCGUAGUAGGGUCGAUCUUUUUUACUCGAAUCGUUAUAAAAAUAUUAAAAGAAUAAAAAUCGCGUAAUCGAAAUCCUGGUGCCAAAAGUCGGCGCCCGCCGGCACGGCCCGUCCGCCGCGCCGCUAUCGUAAGUCGGCAGAGUUGUUCACGAUAUAUUUUCUUAUUAUGAACGUUUUUUAUUAGGUCGACGAACGCGGAGUCACAACGCGUUCGUCACCACAGAGAGAGUCGAAGUACGUUACGAUAGAAUUUCGAAAAAAAAAACAUAAAAUUUAAAAAAAGUUGUAUAAUUAUUAUUGAUAGCGUAAAUGAGAAAUCGAAAAUUUAUAAAGCUUACCUAACAUAAUAGCGUAAAGUAUUAAGAUAUUAUGAUAAUAUAGGCGAGGGUAGCGGGCGGCGCGGGAGGGGGGGUGCGGCCUGUUGUCUGUUCAGAGUCUAGCUAGUGUAGUGUAGUGUUGAGUAGCGCAGAGAGGCGCCUAGCUAAUGUGUUGUUUAUAGGUAAUGAUUGGUUGUGCGCGCCGCGCCGCCCUCGCCGGCGCCGGCGCCGGGCAGCAGCGCCCUCUUCCCGCGCGCCAUGCUCAUUACUUUGACUAUACGAUUAUCCGCUUAAAUGAUAUUAUACAUACGUACACACUAUGAUUAUGAUAAUAUUAAUAUAAUGUUUGUUUUAAGUGUGUUUUAAUGUUUAGAUUUUUAUUGUAAUGUUUUUAUGGAUGAUUUUUAUCUGUAUGAUUAUUAUUAUUGAUUAUUAUUUUAUGUGUUGACGAUGUUUUUUUGUGAUUAUGUGUGCCCGAAGUCGGGCCGAGGCUGCUGUAUGUUCGUUUACUGGUUAUGAUACCUAUCGAGUAAUAAUAAAUAUAAAAUAAUAAAGAACUAAUACGACUCAUUCAUUAUUAUAAAAUAUAGUAGACUGUAGCUCGACAUUGACUAACCAUUACCUAUUGAUACUUAUUAAGUAUUAUUAUUAUAUUAUUGAAUAAAUUUAAAGAAUGCAUAAUUAUAUUUCAUAGGAAUCAUUAUUCUGUAUAACUCUAGUUAAAUAUAACUAUAUUAUAAUAAAUAUGUUUGUAUAUGUACUCGUGCGCGAGUUGUUUACCGGGGGCCGGUUGUGUGGAUUGAUAUUUUUUUAUUUUUUUACCGUUAUUAGUUUUGACUUACUCGUAAAGAGCGGGAGAGGAUACUGCCUAUUAGAUUAUAUUUUAAAAAUAAUGUUUGCAUGGAGCCGGCCCCCGCAGUUUGUAGUUCCAGUGAUUUCGAUAAUUUUAUUUUCGUAAUAAAAUGGGUAGACGCUUUAGGUUCAAAUGACGUUGUGAAAAUUUGUGAAAUUUU
Amyelois transitella is the source of this 2652-nucleotide messenger RNA. RefSeq names its product RNA-binding protein MEX3B. The record is from RefSeq and is a predicted model, not a curated record. Gene Ontology annotation, molecular function: RNA binding. Bases 130 to 1248 code for a protein of 372 amino acids. NCBI's taxonomy places the organism in Eukaryota, Metazoa, Arthropoda, Insecta, Lepidoptera, Pyralidae. The transcript has 2 exons.